Rhopilema esculentum is the source of this 2037-nucleotide messenger RNA. RefSeq names its product mitochondrial import receptor subunit TOM70. Gene Ontology annotation, molecular function: transmembrane protein transporter activity; protein binding. Gene Ontology annotation, cellular component: mitochondrial outer membrane. NCBI's taxonomy places the organism in Eukaryota, Metazoa, Cnidaria, Scyphozoa, Rhizostomeae, Rhizostomatidae. The record is from RefSeq and is a predicted model, not a curated record. Gene Ontology annotation, biological process: protein insertion into mitochondrial inner membrane; protein import into mitochondrial matrix.
GCAACUGCCACAACUUUCGUCUUGGGUAAUGGCUGACAAGUUGGGUCUCAUGUGAGAACUAAAUCAGCCAUGUUUGAUUGUUGUGAAUGAUAUGCAAAGCUUAAAAUUGCAAAGAUAACAUAUUAAGAAGAUUUUGAAUUUUAUUUUGGUUGUGGAAUAGUUAAUAGAAAUGUCGGAAAUCCCGAAAGAUUCGCAAGAAACGUUUGGGCUUACCAAGAAGGAACUUGCACUUUACAUUGGUGUUCCUGUAACUGCGUUGUGUGUUGCUGGAUUAGCUUAUUAUUACCUUACAAAAGGCAGCAGUGCUAUCGAGGAGACAACUGAUGAGACAGAAACUUCGAAACAAGAUGCAACGACGAAAGCUGAUUCUGACGAGGCUGCUGCAGAAAAAACCCCAGAACAGCUUGCACAAUCAGCAAAGUUGAAAGGCAACAAGUACUUCAAAGGAGGAAAAUAUGAUUCAGCAAUAGAGUGCUACACAGAAGCAAUAACGUUAUGUCCUAAGGAGAAAUCUGAUGACAUUGCAACAUUCUAUCAAAAUAGGGCAGCUGCUCAUGAGAAGAUGAAAAACUGGCAAGAAGUCAUUGAUGACUGCACACAAGCUAUAAAGUUGAUGCCAAAGUACACCAAAGCAUUAGCAAGAAGAGCAAGAGCAAAUGAUAAUGUUGGGAAGAAGAUUGACUGUCUGGAAGAUGUUACAGCAGUAUGCCUGCUGGAAGGGUUUCAAAAUCAAGAGUUCAUGAUCAUGGCUGACAGAAUUCUUAAAGAAGUUGGAAAAGAAUUAGCUGCUAAAUACAUUAAGGAGAGAAAGCCCACAUUACCAUCAUCGUUUUUCGUAAAAUCCUAUCUUGAUUCAUUUAGCACAGAUGUUUUUUCAAUAAAUCUUGAAGAUAAGCCUGAAGAAACAGAAAGCACACCCUAUCUAAUGGCAAUUAAUGAUUUAAGUGACAAGAAAUAUGAUGAUAUCAUCAACUUAUGCACAGAGGAAAUAGAGAAAGAUGGGGUUUUCAAAGUAAAAGCUGCACUACUCAGAGGCACUAUGUACACCCUUGAGUCUUCGGUUGAUAAGGCCAUGGCAGACUUUGAGCGAGUGGUUUCUACUGGAGAUGAGCCUGCAUUCAGUAAGCUUGUGUCGAAUGCAUUGAUCAAGAGAGCAAGUCUGAAGAUGCAACAAGCAAAGGACGCUGAGUGUUUCGAUGACUUUGAAAGAGCAGUCAACGUUGACAAAGACAAUGCAGACGUUUAUCAUCACAGAGGACAGCUGUAUUUCCUGACUGAAAAGUUAGAAGAAGCGAAGAAAGACUUUGAGAAGGCCAUCGCACUAAACGAGAGCUUCGUUGCUCCGCGUCUGCAACUUGGCUACUGCCUUUGCAAAUUAGCAAUGAAAAUGUUUUCUGCCGGGAUGAUGCAGGAUGCAAACAAACUUCUAGAACAGACAACGAAAAAGUUCCCGGAAUCCGCUGAGGCUUGGAGUCUUUACGGACAGUUGCUACAAGAUCAGCAGCAGUUCCAAGAAGCGGAAGACAAAUUGGAAAAAGCCAUUGACCUCCAGCCGCAGAACCCCACUUCAUAUGUUUACAAGGCGCUACUUUGUUUGCAAUGGAAACGUGAUUUCGAGGCUGCCAAUCAGCUCAUCCGCAAAGCAAUAGCCAUUGAUGACAAGUGUGAUUUCGCGUACGAGACUCUAGCAACUUUGGAAGUCCAACGAGGUAAUUCCGAAGAGGCCAUUAAAUUGUUCAAUAAAGCUAUCGACCUUGUACGCACAGAAGCCGAAAUGGCACAGACGUUCUCCUUACUAGAAGCUGCAAAAGCACAGAGCAAGGCCACAAAGAAUCUUGGGAUCACUCUUCCUCUACAGGGCGCCGCAUUUUAACGAAAGAUAAAUCGUUAGGUUAGUCGGACAAUGCAAAAAUUAUCGAAAAGACGACAACACAGACUUGUUCUUCUUCUGUUCUAACGAUGUUGUAGCUUUUGGUUUGAUUCUACUUAUGCCAACAUGGAAAAAAAUUGAUUUCACAGGCAUUAUUCUAUCCAAAA